Messenger RNA from Paramecium octaurelia, 1315 nucleotides. The record is from the annotation of a GenBank genome assembly. NCBI's taxonomy places the organism in Eukaryota, Ciliophora, Oligohymenophorea, Peniculida, Parameciidae.
AUGUAAUUUUUGGUAAAAUCUUCAGGUCGAGUUGGAUUCUUUGGUUUUGCUACAGCUACAGCUUCACAUAAAGAUAUUGCCGGAAAGAAUUUCUUGAAAUUCUAAAGCAAAUAUGCUGAAUAUGUUACUCAAUUCAAUUAAAAGCUGUAAGCUAUGUCUUUGUAAACUUUGAUAGUGAAGCUAUUGAAAAAGAGAAUAAGGCUCCAAAUGUUGCACCUCAAGGCAAAGCAUUCGAACACCCAUACAACAAUCCACACAACCCUGUAAAUUUCAGUGGUGUAAGUGCUAAUUACUAAGUUAGAUCAAAUCAUCUGAAUUGUUUUACAACUUUAUUGGACCAGAAUAAGUCUCACCACAUUAUGAAAACUUCUUAGUGGCUAGAAAAUACCUCCUUCUUACAUAUGGUGGUUUGAUUGUUAUUGGAUUUGCUGCAGGCACAACUAAUCUUCAUUGGAUUGCUAAAUCAUCAUUCUUGCCAUUCCUAUUCUGGAUGCAAAUUAUGUACUUCUACUUGGAAGGUCGUAAAUCAUUCAUGAAACCAUUGCUUGCUAGAUUUUACAGAAGAGUGGCUGGAAAUGAGUGUUUCUAACUUGAUCAAUAUUAUCAUGAGAACAUGCAACUCAAAAUCAGAACUCUUUUGGAAGCAGCCAAAGGAUAAAUUGAAUAUGGUCAACUACAUAAAGAAUUUAGAGAUGUUAAAGCAGAAUUAAUUAAUACAGUAUGUGUUCAUGAUCUAUAAUUAAGUUCCUCAUGAAUGAAUAAUUAAAUCUCCAAAGACAUGUUGCAGAGAGAUCCUCAAAUAUUCUUAAAUAAGCAUAAUAAGCUGAAUAAGUACGUAGAUUCAAUAAUUUAAGAUUAAUCAAAAUAGACUUCUAUCAGAUAUCAUUGAAGCUGCUCAAAAGUCACUUGAAACCAAUCUUAAGAGCAACCUUCCAGAAAUUCAAAAAGCCUUAUUCAAGUCUGCUCUUAGAGGAUUAGCUUAAGGAAAGAUGACUUAUGAAAAUGACCCCUUAAUUGACAUGAUUCUCAAGACUAUCAGAGAACAUGUCAGCAAAAUCUAGAACCUUUCACCAGCUGAGUAACAAUAUAUCAUAUUCCUUUUAGAUAGAAGAAAUUGAUUUCACUCAGUAAGGACUAAUUGGCUGCCAUCCAAGCAAAUGAUAAAAAGUAUAUAUAUAUAAUAAAUUCAGAGCUAAGGAAGAUUUCUUAAGAGCAGAACCAAAGAUUGAUUAAACCCUUAAGAACUACGAUAAUGUUAAAAGACAACUAGCUUCUUGGGGACAAUGAAUAUGAACAUUAAUACAUUAUAGCAUCA